CAUCUAGCUGGUUUUGCCUGUGGAGAAGUGGUUUUAUGUGUGUAUGUAUUUAUAUAUACAUAUACACAUAAGUAAAAAUUUAAAGGAUCAGGAGGAAGCUUGAUUUGGUUUGGUAUUAGCAGCCAAAUAGGGAUCUGUGAGGCUUAAGGCAAUGAAUAAGCUGUGGUUUAUGCUGUUAAUGGAGUAGGGAGAGGAAGAACAGGAUUGGGGGUUGGAUCUUGUUAGUCUGUAAAAUAAAUUAUGUAUUUAUUACUGUUCAUGGAAAUCUAUAGGAGCACUGUCCAUAGGAUAAAAGAUGUGCUCUGUUCGGAAUGGAGCUUUUCCCCAGCCUACCUACCUAGUAAUAAAUAUAUUCAGUGAUGAUGCCCUUGCCUUGGAACAACCCAGCGUGUGAGCAGGCACCCAGAGCUGCUAUCUGCAGCUGCUUGAGCUACUUUUGUGAGCAAAAGCGCUGCAGCAACACACAUUGAGGCACUCGCUCUGUCAGUCAUCGCUCCCAUUCCUUUGCUCGGAAGAAGCUUCCUGAGAUAAGAGGUCACAAGUUUCUCCAGAAGAAGGCAAAGCUUGAGCCUGCUGUGUGGGUCACGUCCGCACCGAGGUGCCUGUGAGUGUUGCUGGCUGGCCUGGCCCUGUGGGCUCUUCACACCCUCUACAUCCAUCCCAAAAGAGCGCACAGCCCAGGACAGAAGCAGCUGGAGGCUCUUGUAGCCAGUCUGGUGUUUUUCUCACAAAGUAAGGGGAUGAGAGUGACUGCAAAAGGAGUACGCAGAGCGGCUGGGAGUUUGGUCAACUGCUGCUGGGAAUCCUCAGUGGCUGGUGGAGGCUGAUGGCCUUGGCCUUUGGCCCUGAGCACUAACACAGGUGCUUUCAGUGCUGGUCAGUGUGUGUUUUUAACCGAAAAGACUCGAUAGCGGGGGACACCCACUCCUGCUAAGCCGCAGGAGGAGCUCCCCGGCCCCUUGCGCUGACAGGACGGACCGCCGCGCUGGUGCCCGGCCUCCCCCCCGUGCACACCCCCGGGCUCCCCGCCGCUUCCCCCAGCCCUCAGCGGCCCGGCCGAGACCUUCGGGCCCCCGGCAGGGGGGAGCCGGGCGGGGCCGUGCGGGGGGUAGGACGCGAACGGCCGCGGCCAGGCUCUGCCCUCGCCGUGCACCCACCCGCUAGGGGGGCCCCGGGCGGAGCGGCCCCAGCGCCCGCUCCCCGCCCAAUGAGCAGGGAGGCAGGGGCCGGCCCGGCCCGGCCGCGCUAUAAGAAGCGGGGCGGUGGCAGUCCCCCAGCGAGGCCGCAUUUGCUGGUAGCGGGACGGGUCGUGAGCAGCCACCAUGUGCGGAAUUUUUGCUUAUCUGAACUACAGAGUACCUCGGACUCGAAAGGAAAUAUUUGAAACCCUGAUAAAAGGAUUACAGAGAUUGGAAUACAGAGGAUAUGACUCUGCAGGAGUGGCAAUUGAUGGAAAUAAUAAUGAAGAUAAAGAAAGGUUCAUCAAACUGGUCAAGAAAAGAGGAAAAGUAAAGGCCCUGGAAGAAGAGUUGUACAAACAAGAUGGCUUGGAUUCCAAAGCAGAUUUUGAAACACAUUUUGGAAUUGCUCAUACUCGCUGGGCGACCCAUGGAGUACCAAGUGCAAUAAACAGUCACCCUCAGAGAUCAGAUAAAGGGAAUGAAUUUGUUGUUAUCCAUAAUGGAAUCAUCACAAAUUACAAGGACCUGAGAAAAUUUUUGGAGAGCAAAGGCUACGAAUUCGAAUCUGAAACAGAUACAGAAACGAUCCCCAAAUUGAUCAAAUACAUGUAUGACAACAGAGAGAGUGAAGACACCAGUUUUUCAGCCUUGGUAGAAAGAGUUAUUCAACAGCUGGAAGGUGCUUUUGCAUUGGUUUUCAAGAGUAUCCAUUACCCAGGAGAAGCUGUUGCUACCAGGAGAGGGAGUCCUUUGCUCAUUGGGGUUAGAAGCAAGUACAAGCUCUCCACUGAACAGAUUCCUGUUCUAUAUAGAACAUGCAACAUUGAGAAUGUGAAGAACAUGUGCAAUUCACGAAUGAAAAGACUGGACAGCUCUACCUGCCUUCAUGCUGUUGGGGAUAAGGCAGUAGAAUUUUUCUUUGCUUCAGAUGCAAGUGCUAUCAUUGAGCAUACCAACAGAGUAAUUUUCUUAGAAGAUGAUGACAUUGCAGCAGUAACUGAUGGGAAGCUUUCAAUUCACCGUCUCGAGCGUUCAGCUAGUGAUGAUCCUUCCAGGGCCAUACAAACCUUGCAGAUGGAAUUGCAGCAAAUCAUGAAGGGUAACUUCAGUGCAUUCAUGCAAAAGGAGAUCUUUGAACAACCGGAAUCAGUUGUCAACACUAUGAGAGGCAGGGUGAAUUUUGAGAGCAGCACAGUUCUGCUGGGGGGCCUGAAGGACCAUUUGAAAGAAAUCAGAAGAUGCCGAAGACUGAUCAUUAUUGGCUGUGGGACCAGUUAUCAUGCUGCAGUAGCCACUCGACAAGUAUUGGAAGAAUUAACUGAACUACCAGUGAUGGUGGAACUUGCUAGUGACUUCCUGGAUAGAAACACACCUGUGUUCAGAGAUGAUGUGUGCUUUUUUAUAAGUCAGUCAGGUGAAACUGCAGAUACUCUUAUGGCCUUGAGGUAUUGUAAAGAACGUCGUGCUCUGACAGUUGGCAUAACAAACACAGUUGGAAGCUCGAUAUCCAGGGAGACUGACUGUGGUGUACAUAUCAAUGCAGGACCUGAAAUAGGUGUGGCAAGCACAAAGGCUUAUACCAGCCAAUUUGUGUCUCUUGUAAUGUUUGGCCUAAUGAUGUCUGAAGACAGGAUUUCCUUGCAGAAAAGGAGACAGGAAAUCAUAAGUGGACUAAAAUCGUUGCCAGAGAUGAUUAAGGAAGUCUUGACCUUGGAUGAGAAGAUUCAUGAUUUGGCUCUUGAACUGUACAAACAAAGAUCACUGCUGGUUAUGGGUCGUGGAUAUAAUUAUGCCACUUGUCUGGAAGGAGCUCUGAAAAUAAAAGAAAUUACAUAUAUGCACUCUGAAGGUAUCCUGGCUGGUGAGCUGAAACAUGGACCACUAGCCCUAAUAGAUAAACAAAUGCCGGUUAUCAUGGUGAUAAUGAAGGAUCCUUGCUUCACCAAGUGCCAGAAUGCUCUGCAACAGGUCACUGCUCGACAGGGUCGUCCAAUCAUUCUGUGUUCUAAAGAAGACACAGAAAGCUCAAAAUUUGCCUACAAGACCAUUGAGCUGCCUCAUACAGUUGACUGCCUUCAAGGAGUCUUGAGUGUUAUUCCUCUCCAGUUGCUUUCAUUCCACCUGGCUGUUCUCAGAGGAUAUGAUGUGGAUUUUCCGAGGAAUUUGGCCAAAUCUGUUACUGUAGAAUAAUGGCAAAGAACACCUGAUAUUUUUUUUUGUCACCUGACCUCUGAGUUAUACUUGUAGAGAUGUGUUGUUCUGAAUUGAUAGAUACAUGUUUUUUUUGAAAGAGAAUGACAGUGCUAAGUGGCAAGUGUCAGAAUGAUUUAUCUUGCAGCUUUAAAAGCUUUCAAUGUGCCUUGUUACCCAAGUGCUUUUGCUCACAGCAAAUAUACCUUUAAGUCCUGAAAUUGCCAAAGGAGAAGACAAAAAUAAUUGUUUACACAUGGUAUACUGAAUGAACUUUUCUACUGUGCAAUAUAUAUAUACAGCUCUCUUCAGAGUAACUGUGAACAUUUUUUAGCCUACACUACUUAACUAGUUUUAAAGAUAAAGUAUUUAUAAGUACAAUUGUAUAGCUUUUUUAAGUUAUUUUUUUUUAGUAUGUUGCUUAUCUGUAGCAUUGGUAAUGCUCAGAAUGUAAAUACUGAGCAUCUUGACACACUUACUCGUGUACAGUUUUUAGAGUGUUUUUUCCUACUUCAGCCUCAAACUGGAAAUUUGUUGUCCCUCUUCCCACCCAGCUUCUGCUUCCCUGCCCUUGUGACUGUUUUGUAUUUAACCAGUCUUUUGUAAAGCUCUUCUGUGGCUGUAAAUUCCCAGCUAUGUUUUAAAUUCCUGUUUCUUUCAACUAAUUAUUUGAAAAGCCAGAACAACAUCUUGUUUUGUAUGCUGCCCCAGCUCUUACUUGCCUAACAUGUACAGUGCAACAAAAUAAGGGAACUUAGAUGUCUUUCAUCAAAUGAUACUUCUGUAUGAAGUAUGUACAAUGAAAUUAAAAUGCAAUUAAAGAAAAGAUUAUAUAGAU
Oxyura jamaicensis (ruddy duck) is the source of this 4209-nucleotide messenger RNA. It is a transcript of the gene GFPT2, whose product is annotated as glutamine-fructose-6-phosphate transaminase 2. The record is from RefSeq and is a predicted model, not a curated record. Gene Ontology annotation, biological process: fructose 6-phosphate metabolic process; UDP-N-acetylglucosamine metabolic process; protein N-linked glycosylation. The coding region runs from base 1323 to 3371 and encodes 682 amino acids. Gene Ontology annotation, molecular function: L-glutamine:D-fructose-6-phosphate transaminase (isomerizing) activity; carbohydrate derivative binding. NCBI's taxonomy places the organism in Eukaryota, Metazoa, Chordata, Aves, Anseriformes, Anatidae. The transcript is spliced from 21 exons.